This is a messenger RNA of Plectropomus leopardus (leopard coralgrouper), 453 nucleotides long. The record is from RefSeq and is a predicted model, not a curated record. Lineage: Eukaryota; Metazoa; Chordata; Actinopteri; Perciformes; Serranidae.
AAAACUGGUGACCUGUACGCCGUCAAAGUCUUCAACAACUUGAGCUUUUUGAGGCCGCUGGACGUCCAGAUGAGAGAGUUUGAAGUUCUGAAAAAACUCAACCACAAGAACAUCGUCAAACUCUUCGCUGUGGAGGAAGAGUCCAACACCCGACACAAGGUCCUGGUGAUGGAGUACUGUCCCUGUGGAAGUCUCUACACAGUCUUAGAGGAGUCGUCCAACGCGUACGGACUUCCUGAAGACGAGUUCCUCAUAGUGCUGCACGAUGUGGUGGCAGGUAUGAACCACCUGAGAGAGUACGGCAUCGUCCACCGGGACAUCAAACCGGGAAACAUCAUGCGAGUGAUCGGAGAGGACGGACGCUCCGUCUACAAACUGACAGACUUCGGAGCCGCCAGAGAGCUGGAGGACGACGAGCAGUUUGUGUCUCUGUACGGCACCGAGGAAUACCUG